This is a messenger RNA of Phoenix dactylifera (date palm), 3910 nucleotides long. NCBI's taxonomy places the organism in Eukaryota, Viridiplantae, Streptophyta, Magnoliopsida, Arecales, Arecaceae. The record is from RefSeq and is a predicted model, not a curated record.
AACCUCGAAGUCCUGGUUUUAGGAUUCUCGAAUCCGUGCGAUAGAAAGGGGUAAAAGGAUUCGCCAAAAAUUAUUGGAUUUCUGCUUCAAUUUUGAUCAGGGAAGCUCUAGAAUUCGAGUUCUUGAGGUAGAAACCGGAUUCCUAGCCUUCGGAUUGAGGGAUGUCCGAGGAGGUUUUAUGGUGGAAUCAUCGAGGCUUGGAGCAGAAAUGGAGCGGAAUAGAGAGGGCCGGAGGAGAACGCCCUAUUCCUUCCGACGUCGAUCCCGGGGUGCUGAGCCGAGGGAGUCGUCAGGUAUCUUGGAUGUGGAACAUAUAAGGAACAAUUCGAUUAAAGAGAAGUUUGGCAGCAGGGAGCUGCGAUCGAGCAGUAGGACAAGGCGAAGGCCGUGCUUCAAUGAACGAAGAGCAAACCAUGGGAAGGAAGUUGCAGAUAGAAGCUCUGAUGAGAGCUUGGAGGAAGGCGAUGAGUGUAACCAGGGAAGGGCAAGCAGAGUGAAGCCAGAGUACAAGUGGGUUUUACUUUUUAGGUCUCCAAAGAGAUGAUUGGGGUUUCUGUUCCUCGCAGGGCUCGCUCUGCUUGUGCUAAAAGACCUCAGGAAUCUUUUGCUGUGCUUCGGCAUUCAUCUUGUUCCUCUCCUGUUCAUAACGGUGCCACAUCCAGUUCCUCACCUUCAUCAAAUGCAUCAAUGAAAGCAAGAGGGGGAAUGAAACUUUCACCAACCACCCACAGGCCCUCAAAGAUGUCACAAGUUUCAAUUUCAGAAAGUGAAGUUGAAGUUGCACAGGUUCUCUGUGGAUUGAAAAAGCCCCGUUCACAACAUUCUCCUGCCAAAUCAGAAAAUUUUCAGAGUGCUCAACUUGAUUUCUGUAGCAACCUUUCAGAUGAGCGAUAUGUUUCAAUUGUGUCAAUAAGUUCAUCUCUGGCAUCAACUCCCAUAUCUCUGACUUUAUCUUCUCAACCUACCUUUCUAUCAAAUCAUUCAACUAUUACCCCUGAAACUGGAACAGUUCCAAAGAAGAAGAUGCCCAGGAACCUACAAUCAGAUGAUGCUGAAAAACCUUCUGUUAUGAUUGCCUGCAAUUCAAAGCCCAAUGAAGAUAGCAUUGAAGAGAAUGACGCCAAUUCGCUCCAUACUUUUUCCAUCAUUGAAAAUCAAGAAGAUAAGAACCUUCACAUCACAGAAACGAGGACUUCUUUGCCAAAACUUGAGAAAGAGGUUUUGCCAAAUGGCGAUGUUUAUUCCAGAAUAGCAGGUCCAUGGGUUCCUCAAAAUCCCAUUCUUUUACCUCUCCAAGUAGAUGAGAAACCCAAUUCCACCAAUCCUGUAUCUGUGUCACCAAAACAGAAGCCUGAUUCUGAUUUCUUGAAGAAAGAUGAUGGAUGUUCAGGUACUAAUUUCCAAGCAGCUCUGGAACAAACUAAUCAAAUGAUUGAGAAGGAAGAAAAUCCAUCAAAGCAAAAUUUACCGUCUUUUCCAUCCCUGGAUGAUAAGCUUGAUGUCCAUAAUAGCAUUUCUCCAGUUUCUGCUUCUGUGGAGGGUGUGAAGGGCAUUAAAUUUGAAAUUGAUAUGAUGGGCCAUGUCACUCAUGAAAGCCAUGAUAAGAGCAAAGUAAUAGUCAAUCUUGCUGAGAAGAUGGCAAUGCAGGGCCCAAAAGCAAAGAAGGAUUCUGACAUCAUUGAACAGGAAAAGAAAUCCCAGAUUAAAAAGGAAGCUGCUGAGGCAGCAAUCUUGGUGAAACAACCCCUUAUCAGUGGAAAAAUUAGAUCAUGUCAUGAUGUUCAUAAUCAAAACAAAGUCAAUAUGAUCCAAAACCCUCAGAAAACACCUGAAGGUACCACAAGUCCAGCAGAUAGGAUGGGAAAAUCCACUGGGAUCAGGACCUCCACUUCUACUCCAAUUCCGAUGACAAUUCCUAUAUGGCCUGGCGGUCAUCCACCAUUCGGGUUUCUGGAUUGCAGUUUGCCUAUUCCUAGGGCACAUCAAGAACCAGAGGAAGGGAAGUCUGCCAUUCCAUAUAUGCCUUUUGUUAUAAUACCACCAAGACGACCGGGUCAUUGUACCACACAUUGCUUCAUUGCCCAAUUCAUAUAUUUCCAGCAACAGCUAGCCAAGAUCAAUCCCCUGUGGCAUGCUACUGGUUCUUCUCUCUGUAAUGCUAGACCAUGUAGCUUAAGUAUCAUGCCACAAUCUGGCACUUCAUUUCUUGGUGGCCCUGUUGUCAAGAAUCUGGACUUUCUGCCCCAAAACAAUUUUGGUCCCACAUUUGGUGGUCCUGUUGUCAUGAAUCCGAAAGCCAUAGGAGAUCCUAAAAUAUGCCAGCCUUCACUUCCUCAUUUAGCACACCAGGGUGCAACCUUCGUAUCCCCAAUUAACCAUUCCAGAGCAGCAGGACCAAAGGAUUCAGAAGAUUUUAGUUCGUUUUCUACAUCCGGGGCUCCCUGUGCAGCUUCAUUUUCGGCAAGUAGCAAUUUCAGCAACUUUGCAGCAACGCGAGAUCCUCGAUACUUUACCAUGUUUCAGAGCUGCCCUUUCCCACUCCCACCUGGCUACCAUGCCCAUCUAAGCCAGCAACAGCAAUUGCCACCUCCUCCCUUGCCUUCCAAUUCUUCUCAAUCCUUUCAAUUACAGUCUCAGUCUUUUCAACAAUCCCAAAACUCGGCUGCUUCAAUUGGGUCUUCAUCCCUCAUAAAGCACCUCAAAUUGCCUCCCUGCUUCCCUCCAUCGAAGCCUUUAUCAGGGGCUUGCCAUAAUGAAACUGAAGAUGAAGCUGACAGUAAUGUUUCUCUUUCUCAGAAGAAGCUCCAACUUGUUACUCCCACUGCAAACAUAGUAGGGAAACAACAUGAUCUAGGUGAUUCCCAGAUGAGCUUAAAAACUGUAAAGGUAGAUAGGCCAUUUGAGCCAAGGCAAGAGAUUGGAAGUCAUCACCAUGACCAGCUAAGAAAGUUGCAAAAGCAGCCAACAUAUCCAUUGAAAGCUCAUAACAGCAUUAAGUCAUCAAUGCCUAACAAAGUCCAGAAACAGUCUGCACCUUGCAUGAUAUCCCCUAACUCAGCUCUUUCCGCAUUUGUUUCAACUGAAGCAUCAAUGGCUUGCAAUGACUGCAAUGCACUUACCUACUACAACUCUAGUGGCUCUGUAGCUCUCCACAAUACAAAACAUGUACAAUGUAAGAUGCCACUUUCUCAAAAGAUGCCAAAUCCUGAAACUUCAUUAGUGGAUGUUUCUAGAAGGAAGGUCAGACCAAUGCCACCUGUAUCAACACAUCCUGUUCAAGCUCAGAGCUCAGCAAAGGCCAAGCGGCCAUUAAUUCCAAAAUCAGAUCCUGGCAACCACAAUUCAGCAGUGCAUGUGAUGUUUGCUGGUAGUUCGAAAACAAGAAAGCAUAUCACCAAUCAGUAGUCUCAGUCAAGUUCAUCAACAGGGCUUACUAUGCCUGGUGCUGUUUCUCACCUUCCAAGCACUGCCAAGCUUCCUUCAUUUGGUUCUUUGAGUAAUAACCCUGUUGCUGCAGCAGCAUAUGCACAGGCAACUGCCGCUCUACCUGAGCAGAAACCAACAAAAGUUUGAGAAAGAUGACCAUGAGCUUUUGCUGAUAGUAGGUCGAGAUAUGUCGUGCCCAAGAAAAGCAGAAGAUGUCUGGAAAGGAUCAAAGAUUUAUACUCCUAGUAUGAGGCCACAGUCCUCAGGCUCAUAUGGGUUCUUAAGUUUAUCGGAUGCAGUCUAUGUCCCAUGUAGAUUAAUCUGUACAAAUUUUGUAAAAAAGAAAUUUGGUGUCUAAGUGAUGGGUAGCUUCAUGGCUGUAUUAAGCGCGCCCUUUCCUCCCCAGUUUCUUCUGUAAUGGAUCCUUAAGUCAUUUAAUACUACAUGAUGGUUGCCCUGUUGCCUACAGGUGAUUGAUCUGUGA